ACAUGCCUUACACCUCAUACACCCUUCUUCUUUCUUUCUUGGAGGAGAAAAAAAGAGGAAGGAGACCACCGGUGGUUACUCUACCACCGUCUUCUCUCCGUCCAAUUUCACUCAAAUCCGCCAUCACCAGCGUUGGACGCCCGGUUGAGCCUCGAAUUCCCAUUUUAUCACCGUGGCCUCUCCACUUCGCCUCACAGGAAGAGCUGGAUGACCACCAUACACCGCCGGAGGAACAACAAUCUGAAAACGCUGCAUAUUUGGAGGCGACAAAAUUGGCCGUAGAAUAUUUGAAUGCUCGCUGGGCCGAAUCAGUGGCCGCCGAUUCGGCCCGCCGAGAAAAACUGGCUAAGCAGUCAAAGUCUCGUCGGGAACAAUUGAUGGCUGAAGCUUCGGCUCGCCGUCAAAAAUCGACUGAAGAAUUUCAAUCUCUUCGGGACAAGAUCGCGCAAGAAACUCAGGCUCGCCGGCAAAAAUCCGCCCAAGAAUUUCAGGCUCUGCGGGACAAAAUCGCGCAAGAAACUCAGGCUCGUCGUAAAAAAAUCGCAGAAGACUAUCAGGCUCGUCGCCAAAAAAUCGCUCAGGACUGUCAGGCGCGCAGCGAAAAAAUCGGUCAAAGUCUUCGGCAAGAAUUGGUGGCUGAAGCUCGCGAUGAAAAAUUGGCUCAGGCUCGCCCGGGAAAAAAAUUGGUUCUUGAGUUAAGUUGCCAGGAAACUUCUUCUGAGACGGAUCAAAGACGGCUCCAAAUAAAACUGGAUGGACAUGUUCAUUCCUUUCCCACUGCUAUUUUGUCUCCCUUUUCAUUUACAAUUGAUCUUUGACUAUUAGUUCUCCUAGCAGCCAAGACUUACAGGCCUUCUCUUUAUUUGAUUUUGAUUGCUUGUAAUAAGCCUUGAACUCAUGGGCUUCAUUUGAUAAGGCCUUUUUCACCACUUCUCUUGUGACACGAUUAUGAGAAAUUUUAUACACAGUACAAAAACAUUAUGGGUGUGUUUGGAAAA
Molecule: messenger RNA, 998 nt
Organism: Tripterygium wilfordii
Lineage: Eukaryota; Viridiplantae; Streptophyta; Magnoliopsida; Celastrales; Celastraceae
Product: titin homolog
Exons: 3
Coding region: 3-818 (271 amino acids)
Source: RefSeq, a predicted model, not a curated record